CAGAGACAUACUCUACAUAUCUACAUAUAUUUUUGUUUGGCAAAUACAAAAAUACAAGCCUUUAAGUGUAAUAUAGCUAAAAAAAAAAUAAUUAAAUGGAUGCCAUAAAUAAUAUAUUCAAACCACUAGAUGAUGAGGAAUAUAGAGAUGAGAAAAAACCUGACUGCCUAAAGGAUGAGGAAAAUCGUGAUGGUAACAUGUCCAAUCUGGACAAACUAUUUGAUAAACUUUGCCCAAAUGAUCAUAGUUUCGUAAGGGAAGAGGUGGAUAUUAAGAAUCCAAAGCCGGAAAUUAGUGACUUUUACAAGAAUUUUUUUAUGAAGAGUCCUAUUGAUUUUUCCUGGAAAAAGGCCAACAUAAAGGGUGAUCUGAUGGGAAACGACUUAGAUAUAGACUAUGUGAAUAUUUUUGAGGAUGUGGGCAAACUGGCCCAGGUGGAGAAGCAGCUGCAGUUGCUCUACAGACCCUUCACUUGUGUCAUGGAUGUCAGCUGCCGAUUCAAUAUGUACGAACUGUGCCUGCUGCUGAUCGAUUCCCGCUACGAUCCGGGUAGUCAUCCUUCCGUCUCCGUGAAGGUGACCCAUCCCAGUGCCCUGGUGAAGAUCACUCCAGGUGGCAAGAUUGUGUCCACCGCUUUAUCCGUUGAUUCGGCAAGGCGUGCCCUGUUCAAGGUCGUUAGAAUACUGCAGAAUCUGGACUACAAGGCGGAUGUGAAUAAUUUUAGCAAGAAUAUUGUGAAUGCCUCUUUCAAUAUGCCAUUUAAACUCGAUCUGGAGCUGAUGAUUCGUCGGCAUCCGGAGGAGGUUACUCAUAACCGCAGCAAGCGACCCUUUAUCACCUACACUUUCGAAGAUUUGGGCGUGAGAUUCGCCAUCUUUCCCACAGGAUUCGUUUUGGUCCUGCACUCCUCGAGUCACAGCGAAACAAGGGCGGCCUUAGGUGCAUUUCUGCCAAUCCUGGCCAGGUUCAAGAAUGGAUAUCCAACUUUGGAGGAGCAGCAGGGAUUGCUGGUGGGGGAUCUCACAUAUAAAUUGGUGUGGGAAAGGCGAUUGGAGGACGACAAGGACGGUCUCUUGCUCUACUCUUAGGAUAUUAAUUAUUUAGUUUUAUUAAUAAAAUAUUUUUUUUUUUCACUAGGAA
Molecule: messenger RNA, 1140 nt
Organism: Drosophila gunungcola (fruit fly)
Lineage: Eukaryota; Metazoa; Arthropoda; Insecta; Diptera; Drosophilidae
Gene: Trf4
Exons: 2
Coding region: 96-1088 (330 amino acids)
Biological process (GO): DNA-templated transcription initiation
Molecular function (GO): DNA binding; RNA polymerase II general transcription initiation factor activity
Source: RefSeq, a predicted model, not a curated record